AUGAUUCUAGAAGACUAUAGGAUAUAUGGAGAUGUGCUUGUAUUUGAUACAACAUACAGAACCAACAGAUAUAAUAUUAUAUGUGCUCCAUUUGUUGGAAUAAAUAAUCACUGGCAUAAUUUUAUGUUUGCAUGUGCUUUUAUUGGGGAUGAAAAAACAGAUUCAUGUAUGUGGCUACUAGAAACCUUCUUGAAAGCUAUGGAGAAUAGAACACCAACUUCAAUGUUCACUAAUCAAGACCAAGAAAUGGAAAAUGCAAUUGAGCAGGUGCUUCCUAAUACAAGGCAUAGACUUUGUAUAUGGCAUUUGGAACAAAAUGCCAUAACCAGAUUUGGAGCUCUUAAAAAAGACAAAGAAUCAAAAUUUUAUACCAUAUUUAAGAAGACAACCAAUCGUUGGAGAAGCACAGAGAAAUAUGAUGAGUUUACAUGUAGCAAGUCAAUAGCAUUCACUUCAUUGCCACUAUCUGGAAUGCUAAAGCAUGCUGCACAGGUUUUUACUUUGUCACUCUUUAGAGAUUUUGAAGAGGAGUUUGGAUACUCUAUGGCAACAAUUGUUCAAAUGAUAGGAAGAAAUGAAGAAUGUCUACUUUAUCAGGUAGCCCUGGAAGACAAGCCAUGGUCUGCACAUCAAGUAAACUAUAUACAUGAGAGCCAGAAUGUAUGGUGUACUUGCAAAAAUUUUGAAGCAUCUGGAUGGUUAUGUUAUCAUUGCAUCAGAAUUCUACACUUGCAUUCAGUAACAAGAAUACCAGACAAGUAUGUUUCAAAAAGAUGGACUAAUUUUGCAAAAACAGAGGCAUGGGAUAGGUUGAAGAAUCAGGAUCCUACACAACAAUAUAUUCCAUGGAGACAAACAAUGAUACGGAAAUUCUACAAUCUAAUCUUAAAGAGUCAAGAAAAUGAAGAAACAAGAGAAUUUAUGGAAGACAACUUCAAAAACAGUCUUAAAAUGGUGGAAGACUUACUUACUAGUGCUGCUCAAAGAGAAAGUGCAGAAGCUGCUUCUAAUAUUCCUGAUGUGGCAGACAGCAAUCACAGCAAUAAUGAUGUUUCUUUGGCAUCGAGUACAAGCACAAGUGUACCCACAAUACUUGAUCCAAAAAGGGCUGUAACAAAACGAAGAAGCAAGAGAGCAAAAGGAGGUCUUGAAAAAAGCAAGAGAAAAAGAAAAUCAGCACUGCCACCUCCGCAUUCAGAAUUUGGAUCUAAAACACCUAAUUUGAGACUCUUUUAG
This is a messenger RNA of Chenopodium quinoa (quinoa), 1236 nucleotides long. Its product is annotated as protein FAR-RED IMPAIRED RESPONSE 1-like. The record is from RefSeq and is a predicted model, not a curated record. Gene Ontology annotation, biological process: regulation of DNA-templated transcription. Gene Ontology annotation, molecular function: zinc ion binding. The transcript is spliced from 4 exons. Bases 1 to 1236 code for a protein of 411 amino acids. NCBI's taxonomy places the organism in Eukaryota, Viridiplantae, Streptophyta, Magnoliopsida, Caryophyllales, Amaranthaceae.